Ambispora leptoticha is the source of this 1776-nucleotide messenger RNA. NCBI's taxonomy places the organism in Eukaryota, Fungi, Glomeromycota, Glomeromycetes, Archaeosporales, Ambisporaceae. The record is from the annotation of a GenBank genome assembly.
AUGUCUCAUUGUGAACAAAAAUUUGCGAAACCUACGGAAUCAUGUUUAUUGUUUCCUUCACGGAAAGCUGCGCAAAGAUGUCGCGAUUUUCUAAAACGGUAUUACAACCCACAAGAUGCUUUGUCUUCAUCAACAUCAAUUUCGAAAGCUUCUUCCACUAUAGCACGUCUUGCAGAGAUUACAGUUCUUGCACCUACAGCUGAAUAUACUGAAUCAUCAUUACCUAAUGCGGUCACUCUUUAUGUGAUAAUUUUUCCGAAAGAUGCUUUUCCAGUCGCCAAAUCGUAUUGGCAACAUACCGGUGAUGGAAUUUCUUCACGUCAUGCAGAAUAUGUCCUUCGUCUAUUACAGGCUAAACAGGAAGAAGAACAAACCCAAGAGAAAUUGAUGAAUCUUAAAAUAUCAUCCAAGAAAAGAUAUUCUAAUCCGCGCCCUCCUGUAGCCGUGGCUAACGUAACUAACACCAAUAAUAUUGAUAGCAACAAUAAUGAUAUUAAUAAAAGUAUUACAAAAAAUAAUAACCUUAACAAUAACAUUACAGACAAUAAUAACGAUUGUGAUAAUAGCAAUAAUAGUAAUAUUGUUAAUAGUAAAAAAGCAUCGGCAGAUGAAUUAUUGUUUGGAGCUAAUUCAUAUGUAGAAGAGAGAUAUGGUCGCAAUCUUUCAGCCGAAUUCGCCGAAAAGGCAAAGAUUGUUCUAAAACGCCGAAUUGCGGGAGUUUUUGGGGUAGAAAGUGAUGAAGAGAAUUUACAAAAUGUAGCUUCAAAGGCAAUUGAAGGAAUAUCAGAACGCGAUCUUAUGGUGGUAUCGGAGGAUGAUGUGUAUCUUUUUCCCUGCGGAAUGAGUGCUAUAUUCAAUGCUCAUCGAAUCAUACUCUCUGCAUUUCCACACAAGAAAAGUGUAUGUUUUGGUUUUGUGUACGUUGAUACUUUGAAAAUUUUGGAAAAGUUUGGACCUGGAUGUCAUUUCUUUGGUCACGGUUCCUCGACAGAUAUUGAUGCAUUAGAGAAUUUACUCGCCUCGGGUGAAAAAAUCCUGUGCCUAUUUUGCGAAUUUCCUUCAAAUCCAUUAUUGAAAUCGCCGGAUCUAAAACGUCUAAGAGCAUUGGCGGAUAAAUAUGAUUUUUUAAUAAUCGUGGAUGAGACGAUCGGAAAUUAUAUAAACGUUAGGGUCUUAGAAUGUGCAGAUAUAAUUGUCUCUAGUUACACAAAGAUCUUUAGUGGAGAUAGUAAUGUUAUGGGAGGAGGAUUGGUUUUGAAUCCGCAACGCCGUCAUUAUCAGAAACUGAAAGAAGCCUUGAAAGUGGAAUAUGAGGAUCUUUUUUGGGCUGAGGAUGUGAUCUUUCUUGAAAGAAAUUCUAGAACUUUUAGAGAACGAAUACUAAAGAUAAAUGAAAAUGCUGAAAUGCUCUGUGAUUUUCUUAAUAGCAACUCAAAAGUCAAGAAACUCUACUAUCCAAAAUUCAUAACACCCGAGAUUUAUGCGCAAUACAUGCGAAAAGAAGGCUGCUACGGUGGCCUAUUCUCGAUCACUUUUCAUUCUGAGCGCGCGUCUGCUCAAUUCUUUGAUGCGCUCCCAAUUGCAAAAGGCCCAUCUUUAGGCACAAAUUUUACACUUGCAUGCCCUUACACGAUUUUGGCGCAUUAUACAGAAUUGGAUUGGGCUGCCAAAUUUGGCGUUGAGAAAGUUCUGGUUAGGGUGAGCGUGGGUUUGGAAAAUAAAGAGACAUUGCUUACGGCUUUUCAGAUUGGCUUGGAUGCUAUCACCGAUAAUUAA